Metopolophium dirhodum (rose-grain aphid) is the source of this 2963-nucleotide messenger RNA. RefSeq names its product 3-hydroxy-3-methylglutaryl-coenzyme A reductase (gene Hmgcr). Gene Ontology annotation, cellular component: peroxisomal membrane; endoplasmic reticulum membrane. Lineage: Eukaryota; Metazoa; Arthropoda; Insecta; Hemiptera; Aphididae. Gene Ontology annotation, biological process: isoprenoid biosynthetic process; coenzyme A metabolic process; sterol biosynthetic process. The transcript is spliced from 16 exons. Bases 258 to 2849 code for a protein of 863 amino acids. Gene Ontology annotation, molecular function: NADP binding; protein binding; hydroxymethylglutaryl-CoA reductase (NADPH) activity. The record is from RefSeq and is a predicted model, not a curated record.
UGUGGCACAUGUCCAGACCAUAAUUUCUUCGAUUUAGUUUGUUCGCGUGGAAUCGUCUUAAACACUUUCAUAGUUUUUUUACAUUUGAUUUUUUUAAGCUCAUCACUUAAUUGUAUUCAUGAAAUGUACGUCAAUUAUACUGCAGUUAUGUUCCAUUAACACAACACGAGUUGUGUUAGUGUCAUAUUAUACAAUCAAUCGUUGAAACUAUCUAUAUCAAACUAUCCACUUUGAAAGUAUAAAAAGGACCCAUAGAUAUGUUCGACAACAUAUUCGGUGGUAUUGGCAAAGGCUGUGCCAGCCACCCCUGGGAAGUGAUCGUAGGAGUGCUGACUGUCACGGCGUGCAUGCUGACGAUUGACAAGACGGCCGAUCCAUCACUGUCGGCCGGACCGAACAGCCUACCACACAGCACUAAGAUCGUUGAUGACGAAUCGCACGCCAUCGACGUAAUAUUUAUGACUUUAAUAAGAUGUAUAGCCGUGCUUUACUGCUAUUAUCAGUUCAAUAAUCUCAGGCAGUUGGAUUCAAAAUAUGUUUUGGGUAUUGCUGCCAUGUUUACAGUAUUUUCAAGCUUUGUUUUUAGUACCAUAGUAAUACAUUACUUAAAUGGAGACUUAAAAGAUGCUAUGUUCCUAUUCCUAUUAGUUUUACUUGUUAACUUAAAAAAAGCCAGUUUGUUGGCACAAUUUGCACUAAGUGGCUGCUCACAGACCGAAGUAAUCAACAAUAUAUCUAAAGGCAUGUCAUUGCUAGGUCCAUCAUUUUCUUUGGACUCAAUUGUAUGUAGUCUUGUUAUCAGUGUCGGGAUGCUGUCAGGUGUCCAACGUUUAGAAACACUGUGUAUGUUUACAUGCAUGUCAUUCAUUGUAAACUAUGUGGUAAUCAUGAGUUUUUAUCCAGCUUGUUUAUCGUUGGUAUUGGAUUUACUUAGAAGAGGAGAUGAAAAUGGUAUGCCGUUUUGGGGUGACCGUUCUCAGAUAACUGCCAUUUGCAAUGAUCAUAAAACUGAUCCAAUCACACAACGCGUUAAGGUGAUAAUGUCAGUUGGUGUAAUGAUUGUUCACGCGCAGAGUCGAUGGGCAUUGAGUGGUAUGGAAACAGAAGCAGAUAAUAUGUUAGGAAUACAAGUUACCAAGUUUGCUGUAUUUAAUGAAACCGAAGAGAAUAACCACCGUUCUGUUCAUAGCUCUAUUGUACAUUGGAUGGCUAGUGGGGCCGAUCAUAUAGUUAUAUUGAUACUUUUACUAUCAAUGAUAGUUUGGUUUUGGUUCUUUGGAGACCGUGAUGAUCUAGCUCAUACCUUAGCACAGGUGAAUAAAAAACAGUCAACUAACACAUCCGGUCAUUUUGUACAUGUCCUUGAAACCCAAAAAGAUUUUAAACAUACACAUAGCCAAACUGAGUAUCGAAAAGCAUCAGUUUAUACUUCCAACAAAAUGGUUCAAACAGAAAAUGUUGAUGGUGAUAUUGUUGAUGGUGAUAACAUUGUGGAAAUCAGGCCUUUUGAUGAAUGUUUAGAUAUUUAUAAAACUCAGAAAUCAGCUGAACAAUUAAAUGAUGAUGAAGUAUUAAUGUUGGUGAAGUCGAAUCAUAUAAAACCGUACAUGUUAGAAAAAUGUGUCAAUAACCCUGAGAGGGGUGUUGGUCUUAGAAGAAAAAUAAUUGCAGCAGAAAGCAAUCUGACGGAAGCCUUAAUACAAUUACCUUACAUUGGUUAUGAUUAUUCUAAAGUACUAGGAACCAAUUGCGAGAACGUUAUAGGAUAUGUAGCUGUGCCUGUUGGAGUAGCUGGACCAUUACUUGUGGAUGAUGUGUUUUAUCAAGUACCCAUGGCGACCACUGAAGGUUGUUUAGUGGCCAGUACUAACAGAGGAUGUAGAGCACUAACAAUGUGCAGUGGCGUUAUAACUAGAGUUGUGGAUGAUGGUAUGACUAGAGGACCCGUUGUCCGAUUUUCUUCAGUUACUACUGCUAGCGAAGCGAAAAUGUGGAUGGACAAUCCAGAAAAGUUUCAAAUAAUUAAGUCGGCAUUUGAUUCAACGAGCAGAUUUGCAAGACUCACAAAAUUACUUGUGCGUAUUGCUGGUCGACAUUUAUUUAUUCGGUUUACAGCUUUUACAGGUGAUGCAAUGGGCAUGAAUAUGUUAUCCAAAGGAACAGAAAAAUCACUUAAAGUCAUUAAAGGAUACUUCCCCGACAUGGAAGUUUUAAGUUUGAGUGGUAAUUUUUGUUCAGACAAAAAGCCAGCCGCAGUCAAUUGGAUUGAAGGCCGUGGAAAAUAUGUUGUUAGUGAAGCAGUUGUACCUUCAAAAAUUGUCACCGAGGUACUGAAAACUACUGUAGCAGCAUUGGUUGAUGUUAACAUAAGCAAAAACUUGAUGGGAUCAGCAAUUGCUGGUAGUAUUGGAGGAAAUAAUGCACAUGCAGCCAAUGUUGUUACAGCUGUAUACAUUGCUACAGGACAAGAUCCAGCGCAAAAUGUGGCGAGCAGCAAUUGCAUGACACUGAUGGAAGCAUUUGGUGAAGACCUGUAUGUAUCAUGUACAAUGCCUUCAAUUGAGAUUGGUACAGUAGGUGGAGGAACUUCAUUACCUGGUCAAUCUGCGUGUUUGGAAAUGCUUGGCGUACGAGGUGCAAACUCUCAAACACCUGGAGCCAACGCCAAACAAUUAGCACGUAUACUGUGUGCAACAGUUUUAGCCGGUGAACUGUCGCUGAUGUCGGCCUUGACUGCUGGUCAUUUAGUAAAAAGUCACAUGAUUCACAAUCGGUCCGGUCCUUCUAUUCAGAAUUUAGAAUCAGAACCAUGCGAAUCAACCAGACAAUUUACACACUGUGUGUCUUGAGUGACGUGAAAUUAAUUUAUUUUACUUCAUACUUAUUACUUAAUUCUAUUUUGUUAGAAUCUAUGUUGUAUAUAAACAAAUGGCAUUUUAUUAUAUAGUCAAUAUUUUCUGUGA